Molecule: messenger RNA, 865 nt
Organism: Neocloeon triangulifer
Lineage: Eukaryota; Metazoa; Arthropoda; Insecta; Ephemeroptera; Baetidae
Exons: 3
Coding region: 5-712 (235 amino acids)
Biological process (GO): tail-anchored membrane protein insertion into ER membrane
Cellular component (GO): GET complex
Source: RefSeq, a predicted model, not a curated record
AAAAAUGGAUGACAACAAAGAUGCAGCAGCUCGCCGCGAGGCAAGAAGAAGGAGGAUUUUGCAAAAUUCUGAGGAACGAAUGCGUAAACUGAAAGGAUAUCCGGAUACGGAAAUUUCAGAGAACGAUAAAAAAGGAGUAGAAGAGACACCAGUGCAUCCUACGGUGGAGUUGCUAGAGCAGACCAACCCUGCCAUCAUUCCCCAAUUGGUCCAGCGCAAAGAAGUCCAAACUCCAAGGGUGCAAACUGCUUUCAAAGAAGUUCACACCACACACCUCCCAACCAAAGAACCCUUGUUUGAGGUGGCCGCGCCUGCUGAGACUGAAGAAGUCACGCCGGACGUUCUGCAGGCACCCCCCUCACAACCUACAAGCACUUCCAACAGAUUCUUUAGAUUAAAAUUACAUGUCAUCUUGCUGGCCGUCAUUGUCCGUCUUCUUCUUGCCUUUGACCAGGGACACUUCUUUGGUGAAAUGGUUUUGGUGCCACUGCUUGUUAUGGAGUUGCCCUUUGUUAUAAUGCGAGCAAGUGACGGUCAAAAUGCUGGUGGGCUGUUGGGAGCGGCUCUCAUUCUCAGCGGCAUCAGUCAAACCAAAGCACAUUCUCUGCUCAAAACUAUUUGUGUGGUUCAAGAAAUAGCCUCCGAUGUGGCGAUAUACCUUUUCAUUUUCCUGCUCAGCCACGUUGCAUUCCUGUGGCUUGACAUUUCUUAGCAAAUUGUAAAAAUUCCUGCUGCGUGAAUGUGGACUGAUAAUGUGACUUUCUUCCGAUUUGUUUUUGUUACGUUGAUGAUCUUGAACUUGUAAAAUUACCUAUAAUAAUUAUCAAUGAUGGUGAUAAAUAAUAAAAAGCCUUUGUCAGAGUAA